This is a messenger RNA of Triplophysa dalaica, 1251 nucleotides long. It is a transcript of the gene dkk1a, whose product is annotated as dickkopf WNT signaling pathway inhibitor 1a. The record is from RefSeq and is a predicted model, not a curated record. The coding region runs from base 61 to 786 and encodes 241 amino acids. Gene Ontology annotation, cellular component: extracellular region. The transcript is spliced from 4 exons. Gene Ontology annotation, biological process: multicellular organism development; negative regulation of canonical Wnt signaling pathway. Gene Ontology annotation, molecular function: receptor antagonist activity; co-receptor binding. Lineage: Eukaryota; Metazoa; Chordata; Actinopteri; Cypriniformes; Nemacheilidae.
UAUAUUCACUCACCUAUCAUCUUCAUAUUCUGAGAUAUAUUGUGAAACAAGGAUACGAGAAUGGUCUCGUUGCUCUUCGUUGUGACUGUUUAUCUUGCCGUUUGCGGAGGAAUCAAUGCAAAUGCUCAAGCUGGAUCUCUGUUAAGGAACUCCAUCAGACAUCAACCCGCCGCAUCCAACCAGAGUGAUGCGGUCAGCCCGAGCCCGCGCGUAACCGGCACCGAGGACAGCGGCGGGCCGGCGUUACCAGACUGCUCGGUUGAUUCUGAGUGCAGACUCGGUGAGUUCUGUAACGGGUCCCGGGGAGUCUGUCUGUCCUGUCGCAGGCGGAGGAAGCGCUGCGCACGAGACGGGAUGUGCUGCGGAGGAAACAAAUGCAUUAACGGUGUGUGCCAACCUGCUGAUAUACAUGCCACUCAACAGGCUGGCAAAAUGGACGUGCCUACUGUAGCAGUAACACGAGGGCAGAACUUCACUAUGAUGCCACAUCCAAAAAGAAACACAGUCCUGACAAGACCACAGCAGUCACUGAAAGGUGGCGAAGGCGAGACGUGUUUGCGGUCCUCCGAUUGUCUGGAAGGCCUGUGCUGUGCCCGGCACUUCUGGUCACGCAUCUGUAAACCCGUGCUGACGGAAGGGCAGGUGUGCACGCGUCACAGGAGGAAAGGUACCCACGGUCUGGAGAUUUUCCAGCGCUGCGACUGCGGUGUCGGUCUGUCCUGCAGGGGCCAGAGAGAGAAAGUAGGAGCAGAAACCAGAAACCUGCAUACCUGCCAACUGCGCUGACCCCGCAGACGCAGGAACCGCUCUGUGCGCCACACGACACAUGCACGCAUGCAUGCAGACACACGUGCAGCUGUGACAAAUGAGAACUGACUCCACGGAAGGAUGCGCCAUUAAAAGGACCGAUCGUAUUUCCCGGACGGUCGCAGAGAAACUGCAGCGUAUGGAUGUUUCUAUUGUACACUCUGCUAUGUAAGACUUUAUUUCCUGGAUCAUCACAAAAGGCAGAUUGCUUUUGUUUCCCUUUAUAAGGAACCUUUUAUUCUUCUUGCAGUAAAUUACUGUAUUGUAAAUACGUAGUCAGAAAUUGCACUUAACACUGAGCAUAUGGAUUCUAUAAUGGUAUAUUUUAUGAUUCACAUAUUGUAAAUGUGCAAACAGUAUGAUUUAAUUGUUAUCGGUACUCUGUUUUUUAUUUUAAGGAAACUGUAAAGAUAUUUGUGUGAUUAAAAUAUAUCAUUGAAGUAA